Messenger RNA from Acanthaster planci (crown-of-thorns starfish), 1776 nucleotides. RefSeq lists its product as uncharacterized. NCBI's taxonomy places the organism in Eukaryota, Metazoa, Echinodermata, Asteroidea, Valvatida, Acanthasteridae. Gene Ontology annotation, cellular component: membrane. The record is from RefSeq and is a predicted model, not a curated record.
AGUGCAAAGAAAUAGAAGGCAGUUUGUACUAUAGCACAGGAAUGUACUUACAUGAACAAAGUUAGCAUGAGUUUCUGACUCUCACUGGCUCUAAUUAGACAUUGUAGUGGAGAAAGGACUUAUUUCGGCAGUAACACGCAUCUUCACCACUGGAAACACACGACUAUGUUUCGCUUUUGCUCAUAUCUUGUGGUCCUCCUUUGCAUUGAGCCAAUAUCAACUAGUUACAGAAGUUUAAUUGCCUGCAGUUUUGAGUCGGCCUGUGCUUUGAGACAGGACCAGGGAGAUGAUUUUGACUGGAUGGAAGGUCGAGGUCGAAUGAAAGGUGACGGCAUGUUUGCUCCAUCUGGCGAUCACACUUACGGCACUUCCGUGGGGGUGUAUUUUUUUACACCAUCUGACGUGACACGUGAAGGACAGUCGGGUAAACUGGUUUCAGAGCCAAUGCCACUUGCUGCGAACACCACCGUCUCCGUUGACUUUGUGUAUCAUAUGUUUGACGAGGAAGGACAGGAUAGGCUGGGAUCUCUUAGGGUGUACAUCAACGAUGAUAUGAUAUGGUCGAGGACUAGGAACCAGGGACCAACGUGGAUGCGGGCAAUUGUGAACGCGACAUCCACCAGCACAUCAAUACAGGUUACUUUUGAAGGUAUUCUUGGUGGUAUGCACAGUGACAUUGGACUCGACGACGUUCUCAUUGGAAUCUACGAAACAACAUCACCAGAUUUCACAACAGAAGUUACGCCAGAAGUUACGCCGUGUGAGACAGAUACACAAGGUUCAUGGAAAGUCGUUGCCUGUGUGUCACUGUUGCUUGUUGGUUGCAUGGGAAUUUGUCUAGUUAUUGCUGCAGUGUUUGUACUUAAGAUCAGAAAGAAGAUUAACAUGACAAAGGGGAGUGUACCUAGUAACGUCCAUCUCGAAAGUGGAUCAAGAAACGCAGCCCCUAAACAGUGUCAUGCAGGUGAAGACCCUGAUGGGUAUUUGCCACUGAACGCAGCCAUUGCAAAGACCGCCGAUAAAGGCAUCUCGUCUGGUACCGCGUCUGCUCCACAAGUGGAAAGACAUGGAGACCUGUACCUCCAACCCACUUUACCCCAGCAAGCAAGGAAAACGAUGCCACACACUGACAGACCAUGCAACCUUUUCCUCAGAUCGCGCAAAGUCUCGUGGAAUAAUGACAAUAAGGAUAACCAGGACUGUGAUUACGAGUGCUUAGCCUCCGAAUAGGAACAGAGUGGAUGGGAUAUAAUUUUCCAUGCCUCCUGCUUUAUGGAAGAGCCGCAGUGGGCAAACGCAACGUUUUGUGCUUGAAAAUAUUCCCAUACCCGCCACCCUGGAGGAAUGUUGGAUCUAUAUGACCCUACACUUUGGUACCGAUCAGAUCCAAAGAUGUACAAAUGCGCCGUUUUGACAAAAUGUAUACAAUUAGUCAUGUUAAGUUGCAUUACCACACAGCUACCCUCCCAAGUUGAUUGAUAUGUGUCCACCCCUGGGGGGCAAGUUUAGGGUUGAGGAUUUAGUUAUCACUAUCCCCCUAUCUCUCGCACGGAUUAAGGCCACAUUCAUUUAGAAUUCAUUUAUAACGUUUACUUUAUGCUUCAGAGGGGUUACAGCUUGUACUUUGUAUUUGUCGAUUCUCAAAUGCUAAAAAUUAUACUCAGAAUAAGACGUGAAGAGACUUCUUUCACGCGACGGGUGUUUCGAGGGAAAGAAAAAUGUCAUUUGAUUUAUUUGUUGGUCGUGUUUUCGCCAUGAGAGAAAAUAAAUAAGACU